Leptosia nina is the source of this 5370-nucleotide messenger RNA. Lineage: Eukaryota; Metazoa; Arthropoda; Insecta; Lepidoptera; Pieridae. The record is from the annotation of a GenBank genome assembly.
AUGUCCCAGCCAAUUUACAGCCAAGUCGCCCCGAAGCAGAUGAAGAAGAAGAAGCCGCAGAGGGACUUCGAUCCGCUGAACUACAACCAUGGGGGCAACGUGCAGAUACUGAAUGCGCCGCAGGAGAGCCGGCUCGAAAAGAUGGAGAAGCGCGAGGGGAGGAGGAAGGAGGAGACGAGAAGGAGGACGCAGAGGGCCGAUCCUGCUGAGGGCAAGGUGGAGGCCUACUUGCGGCAGAACCAAGUGAGCAUUCGACAGCAGCAGCACAGGCACUCAGCAGUGCGCCAAGCAGAGCAUAGGGUUAACUUAAGAUCUCUCCCACUAAACGAACUAACAUCGAGGCAUGAUCGGACACCAACAGACAGACAUCGAGGGUAUCAAGAAAGAAGGGAAAGAGAUAGAGAACGAGACCGGAACUUUGAUUUUGACGGUGGAACUCCUUUAAGCCCAAUAGAACCGAGGGGGAACGACAAAGAUUCCAGUCGUCCCUUUCGCAAGACAUCCUCAGCCCAACGAGUGAGCGAGACAGUUAUAUCGACAGAUAAGCGUCGCUUCUUCUGUCGGGAGUGGGUGUUCCAGAAAAUCGCUUAUUGUCUGGAACAGAGGGCGAUUAGCAAGACCUGCGGUGCUCUUAUAUUAGGGGACGCUGGUAGCGGCAAAACAGCGUUAUGUCAAGAACUAAGUCAGCCAGGCCCUGGACCUCAGGCAAGACAACAACGGGCCUUAAAUAGAAAACUAUUGGCCCGGCAUUUUCUUCAGGGCCCAGGAGAAGGUAGCCAACGACCAGGGGAGUUCAUCCGUUCACUUGCAAUGCAGAUAUUAAGUCAUUCGUCACACGCGAGGCAUUCUGAACGGGAUCAGUCGCCUAAAUAUGAUCCAGCGCCCUUAAAUAACCGACAUAACUCUGAAGAAAAUCUUAUACAACGGUUUCGCGAGAUGGGCGAAGAUACCGAGGACAGCUCGAAACCGCUAUUGGGUGACUGUGAAGAUCGUACAGACGACGAUGACGUGGGAAGCGGGCGACGCACCAAGACGAUAGACAGACUGCACGAAAGGGACGCCUAUAUGGAUUGUAUGAUGGACACGCAGGACCAGGUGCCAGAAAUUCAACCAAAAGCCAACGUGAAACCAACGAACCCAUUUCACGAUGACGAGUUUCGCCUCUACGAGAACCACGAGAACGUCUUCUUGAGGAACAUCUCGCAACGCCAGUCGAAGGAGCUUCGCAACUCCCGCCUCCUACGUCAAAGCUCCGAACCACUAACCGAGAAUAAACCGACAAUACUCCAAAAGAGCCUAUCCACAGAACAUGAAGAAAAGAAACCGGAGCGAACCGAACACAGCUCGCCGCCGAAAUCCCGAAUUCCCGUAGCGAACUUCCGGUAUCCGAACCGAACGGACGUUAAACCAGAAUCGCCGAAGAAAACGGAAGAGCUGCCGGAAUACACUAACAUCGUGCAUCCGGUGAAGGAUGAUCCGCAGACGGAUAUAGAACGGCUGUUGGAGAAGAAACGGUCUCAGAGCGAAGACGGCCCCCCUCCUAUACCCACGUUGCCUAUUAGUCCGCGGACUCUGAUAGCAAACGCGUAUUACGAUAAGUUGUUAUCGGACUGCGAGAUCCAGCAGGCGUUGCUGCCGCAGAAUUUGGAGAAGAAUCCGGAUGAGUGCUUCAAGAAAGCUAUCCUAUUUCCCCUGCUGGAGAUCGAUCCGCCGAAGCAGUGCUUGUUCUUGCUGGUAGAUGCUAUAGAUGAAGGUGGAAAUGGCAAACCGGAAACUGAAUGCAGCGUGGGCGCAUUGCUGUCCCGUCACCAGCACUUACUUCCGCAUUGGCUGUUAUUGGUCGCUACGGCUCGGCGACACUCGCGCCAUCUGACGAAGAUGUUCACAGGGUUCCGCAAAAUAACUCUCGACGAACUACAACGUGCUCAUGUAUCUGCUGACGUGCAAAGAUACGUCCUCGCGCGGCUGGACUCCGAACCACGACUUAGAAGCAGAGUUUCAAGUGACUCUACAGCAGCUGCAGCGGCGGCGGCUGCAUUAGAUCAUCUAAGGAUUAAGAGUGAUGGCUGUCUUCUUUAUUUGGAAAAGGUGCUAGAUGGCGUUGCAGACGGGUUUAUAGCGUUGCGAGAAAUUCGGGAAAUUCCCGGAACUCUCAACGGGCUGUAUCUCUGGUUGGCGCAGAGGUUGUUUCAUGGAAGAAGGUUCACUAAGGUUCGCAUGCUGUUGGAUGUAUUAUUAGCAGCUCGAUGCGGUGUGACUGAGGAGAUGCUGUACAAAUGUCUUCUCACUAAAGAGUACAGUGUCACCAGAGAAGACUUCAAUAGGAGGCUGCAUCUUUUGAGACGAAUAUUAGUGAUGGAAAGAUCGACCGGUUACCUCUCAAUAUUCCACCACUCGUUCGCCGCUUGGCUGCUAGAUGUUAAGCACUGCACGCGGCGAUACUUGUGUUGCGUCGCCGAUGGGCAUGCGGCUCUUGCCAUGUACUAUACGUUGCUGGCUAAGAGGUUAAGUGCUCUCGAAAUCCACAACUACGUUUACCACAUGACCUACCUCGAACAGCAUUUGUCCUCUCAGAAGAAAAAUAAAAAUACAGAAGAUGACGUCUUGAACCUUCACACGCUGAUCCUGCUGUGGGUUCUCGACUCCGGCUGUGACGUCGAACUCGCGCUAAAGAGGGAGACAGAUAUAGCUAAGCAAAUAGAGACGGAUAUUAUACAGAACGAUGCGAAGAUUGAAGAAAAAGAUAUCGAUCCAGAAUCUGAAAGCAAGGAGUCAUUGUCAAUUGAACCGUCGACUCUGGAGAGCAUUAUGCCGGAGCUGGUGAACGGCGAGCUGACGGCGCAGUGGCCGAGAGACAGACGGGUCCUGCGUGCCCUGCUAGAGCUGAGCCGGGCUGACUCUGUCCCUACCGAACCCGAGGCAGACGAGUUUAACGACAUGAUGUCAACGGAACAAGUGGAAAGCGAAGACAUAAACGAUGGAACAGGAGACGAACAAGACGAGACCCUACUCUUGGACCCCAGCACGGUUCACGAGCUUGCGACCAGGGGCGAUGAUGAGAGCUUAGCAGCACUUUUGAAGCGAUGUCCACAAUUGGCUGAAUCUCGUGAUGGAUGCGGCAGUACAGCGCUUCACGCUGCAGCGAGAAACGGUAGGGCGUCGUGUGCGGCGCUCUUGCUGCAGGCGGGCGCUUCGCCCUCGGCUGCAGAUUCUGAGGGUUGGAGUGUUUUAAGGGCAGCGGCUUGGGCGGGACACAGUGAGGUGGUGGACAUAUUGUUGGAACAUGGUUGUGACGUAGACUGUGUCGACGCCGACAACAGAACAGCUUUGCGUGCCGCAGCAUGGUCCGGCCACGAAGCUGUAGUGGCCAGACUGCUGGUGGGCGGAGCUGCUCCGGACAGGGCGGAUGCGUCCGGACGGACGGCGCUGAUGGCUGCAGCGUAUAUGGGACACGCGGACAUCGUCAGGAUGUUACUAGACGCUGGAGCUGAUCCCAACAAACCGGAUGAAGAUGGUAGAACAUCACUAGCGGUAGCAGCACUGUGCGGUACGGGAGCUGCGUGUGCGGCGCUGCUCAUCGAGCGAGGCGCAGAUGUCAGCACGCCAGAUAGGGAUAAGGCCACCCCGCUCUUGGUCGCAGCUUUUGAGGGCCAUACUGAAAUCUGCGAAGUACUUCUCGAAGCGGAAGCGGAUAUAGAAGCGACGGACUGCGCGGGACGAACGGCGCUGUGGGCUGCCGCGUCCGCUGGACACGCGGAUACCGUCCGAAACGUGGAAGUGGUCCGUCAGUUACUCGACAGAGGCUUAGACGAACAUCACAGGGAUAACUCUGGAUGGACACCGCUGCAUUAUGCCGCUUUUGAAGGUCACAUAGAAGUCUGUGAAGCUUUACUGGAAGCUGGUGCGAAGGUGGACGAAGCUGACAAUGAAGGGAAAGGGCCUCUCCUGCUGGCUGCGCAGGAGGGCCACGUGGAUCUAGUCAAGUUGCUAAUAGAUAAGGGCGGAGCACCGGUAGACCAGAGGGCGCAUGACGGCAAGACUGCGCUAAGAUUGGCAGCGCUGGAGGGUCAAUUCGAGACAGUGUCGUGUCUGCUCUCGCGGGGAGCGGACGUCGAUGCAGUGGACGCGGAUCGAAGGAGUACUUUGUACGUGCUCGCGUUAGACAACAGACUAGCUAUGGCGAGACAGUUGCUAGCUGCUGGCGCCAGUGUGCAUUGCUGUGAUACGGAGGGUCGCACACCUUUACACGUCUCCGCUUGGCAAGGACACACGGAGAUGGUCAAUCUCCUCAUCAAAGUUGGCGGCGCAGAAGUCGACGGCAGAGAUCGCUGCGCCAGAACAGCGUUGCAUGCAGCAGCGUGGCGCGGGCGCACCGCUGCUUUGAAAGCGCUGUUAAAACAUGGCGCUUCGCCCGCCGCUGUUUGCACGCAGGGUGCCACGCCCCUAGGGAUUGCUGCGCAGGAGGGUCACGAGGAAUGUGUGCUGUGGCUAUUACAGCACGGCGCGGAUCCGCUGCAGGCCGACCACUGCGGUCGAACUCCAGCCAAAGUGGCCUGGCGAGCCGGUCACGCCAACAUCUGCCGGUUGCUCGAAAGGUGGACUGCACCGUCAGCGCCCUCUGCCCCCGCCCCUCAGGUACAAGACGAGGAUCUCUUGGCGCCACUCAGAACUGGUUCUCCCGACUACAAACGACGCAGCGUCCACAGUUCAAACUCUACUAAGUCAUCGUCAAAUCUCACCGGAGGCUCCAAUAGAUCUCACGAACAAGAUGAUCCGGUGGAAAAGAGUAGAACGAACUCGUCGCUGACGUUCGCGCAGCAGGUGGCUCGCUGUGGGUGGGGCAGACGAGAUUUGGAUAAGGACGAGCCCAUCCCAGAAAAUCAUGUACUCGAAAACGAUACUAAACUCAGGAGCUACCAAGCGAACGAGCGUGACGUAACGCUACGCGGCGCCGGAGUGACGCGCUCACGUCGCCGUGAGGAACGACAUGGGGACACGUCCCCUUUGUACGCGUCACCGCCCCACUCGCCCCAGCGAUCGCCCCCACGGCCAGAUAGAGAUGACGGGUCCCAACCACCCAGUCUCACUUCUCAGCCCUUGGUCACGGAUACCCAUUUCAACAGAGACACGCACAUGCGCAUUAUACUUGGGCGAGAGAGCAAACAACACGAAAGGAGCGAGAGUAAAAACAAAAGAAACGGAAUCGUUACUAAUCCGGCGAUGCGCCUCGUUGCCAACAUGAGAAACGGCUUGGAUAACGCUGCAGCCAACAUACGGCGGACAGGAGUCGCGCUAGCGGCAAGUGCCAGUUCUUCGAAUCCAGCGGUCAAAACCAACGCAUUCCAGUGGAGAAAGGAGACGCCCCUCUAG